Cryptococcus deneoformans JEC21 is the source of this 2408-nucleotide messenger RNA. Its product is annotated as membrane transporter, putative. The transcript has 15 exons. The coding region runs from base 663 to 2231 and encodes 522 amino acids. Gene Ontology annotation, molecular function: transmembrane transporter activity. The record is from RefSeq and is a predicted model, not a curated record. Gene Ontology annotation, cellular component: membrane. Lineage: Eukaryota; Fungi; Basidiomycota; Tremellomycetes; Tremellales; Cryptococcaceae. Gene Ontology annotation, biological process: transmembrane transport.
UUAACAAUCGAGCGUCGAUACCAGUACCCCAACAUCAUCCACCCCUCGCCUCUCGCCAGAUUCCCCCUCAAUUCACGCUGCUUUUCGCCUAUUCAGUCACUAGUUUCAUUAGUUUUACUCGAAGCUGAGUUUUCGCUGUGCUGCUUGCAGUGUUCUACUUUCAUAUUGGGAGCGGACAAAACGGCGACCGCGAGGCCCAGGGAAUAGUCUUCUUUACAGUUGAGACUUGCAAACGCCGUGGUGGAAUGAUUUGAUAUUAUUCAGAUAGAGAGAUAAAGAAGAUAAAGAAAAGCAACUUGUGAUUCGUCUUUUCAGGUGAUGCCGUUAAAAUCCGUAAGACCCCGAUGUGAACUAGGAACGGUGUUUUUAAGCGCCUUGAUCUAAUUAUCGGUGAAAACCGAUUACGGCCUUAUCCGUUGGUGCGAUAUUAUUAUUGCAUGAUGGUUCGUAACAACAGCCGAUGGGAUUUGAAAGAGACCGAUACGGGUGGAGACACUGCAAAUGCAUGAAAGACACUAAGGGCAGAAAAACAAGGGAGAAGGAAGGACACUACAGAGCUUCUGGCGUUUACUACAGAACAUAUAAGAGAUAGCCUUCGAGAUGGACGACAAGACUUUCCUCAAUAUACAGUGCAGAAGACUUUGCUGGACAACCGAGCCACCAUGUCUGACAGCAAACACCUUGAUGACGAGAAGAAUGUCGGCGUCACGGCUGCCGAUGUCAGUGUCUUACCAGCAACCGCCGAUGAUGUGCACUGCGUUCAGCUUCAAGAUGUCGAUGAAGCAGCCGCUUUCGUCGCUGGCUGGGAGGGAGAGAUUACAGAGGAGAUGAAUGCAAGGAUUAGGAGGAAAUGUGAUUGGCACCUUCUGCCUCUCAUGAUGACCCUCUACUUCGUCCAGUUCACAGAUAAAACCACUCUCGGUUCAUCAGCUAUCUUGGGAAUUAAAACCGACACACACCUUUCACAGGCUGAGUACAACUGGCUCGGUACAAUCUUUUAUCUUUCUUAUUUAAUUUUCGAAUGGCCACAAUCUCUUGCUCUUCAAAAGUUUCCUCCAGGAAAAUGGAUGGCUUGUAACAUUCUCGUUUGGGCUGUCUGUCUUUGUUGUCACGCGGCAUGCAAGAACUUUGCUGGUCUCUUUGUUUGCCGUUUUCUCCUUGGUGUAUGUGAAGGCAGUAUCACGGCUGGCUUCUUGAUUUUGACCAGUAUGUUCUAUACCCAAGAGGAAGCAACUCAACGUGUCGGCUACUGGUUCUUAAUGAACGGUACCGCUCAAAUAUUCAACGGUGUUGUCUCUUUCGGAGUGUAUCACGUCAACCCCGACAUCAUCGCCCCCUGGAAAGUCUACAUGCUCAUCACAGGUCUCCUCACCCUUGUCGUCGGUCUCUGCUUCUGGUUUUUCAUACCCAACAACCCCAUGACCGCCUACUUCCUUACCAAAGAGGAGAGGAUCAUCGCUAUUGAGAGGUUGAGGGGUAAGAGUACCGGUAUCGAGAACAAGACUUGGAAGAAGGAACAGUUCAUUGAGGCACUUACCGACUGGAAGUGCUGGACAUUUGCCAUUUACGCUGGUUCGAACAAUGUGGCCAACUCUCUCACCAACAUGACCAGCUUGAUCAUUAAUUCCUUUGGAUUCACCGUCUGGCAAACUACUCUUCUGGGCACUGUCUCCGGUGCCAUCGAGAUCCUUACCAUCUGGUCCUCCGUUCUUGUCAUCAAAAAAUUCCCCAAUGCCCGAGGAUACGUCGGCGCAUCCUACUCUAUUCCUAAUGUUGUCUCCGGUAUUUUGCUUGUCGCCCUGCCCUGGACAGCCAAAGGUGCUUUGCUCUUUGCCGUUUAUUUGGGUGGUGUGGGUACUCCUGGUUUCGUGCUUUCUCUGUCGUGGUGUUCGACUUCCAACACUGGGCACACGAAGAAGGCUACUGCAAAUGCGAUGCUUCUUAUCGGAUACUGUCUCGGUAAUCUUCUUUCUCCGCAGAUGUGGGAAGCCAAGUACGCUCCUCGAUACUAUGUUCCCUGGGGUAUUAUCCUUGGUACCUACGUUGUCAACCCUAUCAUCCUUCUCGGUAUACGAUUUUUCCUCAACCGUGAGAACAAGCGCCGAGACAGACUCGUCGAGAAGGGAGAGCUUGUACAUGAAAAGUUUGUGGAUGAGUAUGGAGAAGAGAUUGAUCCUACUUUCUUGGAUAUGACCGACCGUAAGAAUCUGUCUUUCAGGUAUCCUCUUUAAGAACACUCUUAUCAGGGCUUUUUAAUCUACUAUUCCGCGGCGUCACAGGUUAAUGACGCGUCUUUUUGUGUAAUGAAUCAGAAGUGGGAAAAGUUGUACUUGAAAGACUGGUUAGCUGUAGAAGCCGCUAGGCACAGAUCUCAUUUGAAAAUUCUUGGCAUUUUUAUAAAUGUUUCC